Molecule: messenger RNA, 1997 nt
Organism: Jatropha curcas
Lineage: Eukaryota; Viridiplantae; Streptophyta; Magnoliopsida; Malpighiales; Euphorbiaceae
Product: protein SPA1-RELATED 3
Molecular function (GO): protein binding
Source: RefSeq, a predicted model, not a curated record
UAUUAAAACAGAAACCAUGAAAUGAAUCCGCCGUGAGUUGGCCUAGAGAAUAAGGGGACAACACAGCCUUUUAAAAAACUGCAAAAAGUGCGAUGGUGCUGCCACCGUAUCUUUCGUUUCCGAUGUAAUAUAUUCACUUUUAUAUGUCUCUUUCAACCUUUACUCUCGGUGAUACAAAAAUCUACCAAUAUGACGGAGCCAUCACCAUCGGAACCGAAGACCGAUUUGAGCUCACCACCGCCACAACAAACACCACCACCAGCAACAAAGAUUACAGAAUUAAACGAGGACUCACUUGCUCACUGCGCCACUUACUUAAGCCUGCAGGACCUCUCCAACUUGGCCAUGUCCUGCAAGUUCCUCAAGCGCGUCGCUUAUUCUGAUUCCAUCUGGCAACACUGCUUCAAGGAGCGGUGGCCACAAGAAGCAGCUCCUAUAUUGUCCCACAAAUCAGGAGCGAGGGAAGCAUAUUUGGCUAGGCAUGUUGCGAUGCAUCGAUUCAAAUUUGUUGAUCCUCUCUCUGCUGAUAUCUAUACGGAUUCAAAACCUUUUGACCAUAUCAUAUUGGAUAAAAAUGAUACUAUAAUCUUUUCUCAGGGUUCGUCUAUACAGACGGUGAAGAUUGAUAGCUUUUUAAAUGGAAAAGACUCUAUGACCACAUUAAGUGAUCAUAAUGCAAGAAUUACAUGUAUGAGAUUGUUUCUCAUUGAUGAAACCUCUCUUUAUCGAAGUGAGUCACAAGGAGAAGAAAAUGUUUUGGUAACCUCCAGUUGUGAUCGCUCCAUUCGUCUAUGGUGGAAGGGCUCUUGCCAACGCUGUUUUAGAGGACAUAAUGGUCCUGUUUCAACCUUGUCAGAUAAAUUGUUAGGUGAUAGCAGUUCGAAUAAGGUACUGGCAAGUGGUGGAGAGGAUGGUACAGUUCGCCUUUGGUCCCUUAGCUCUAGAGGAAAGCGGGGCCAACAUGCUUUGAAAGCUACAUUUUAUGGGCAUGAGAAACCUAUUAGAUUGAUGUCAGUUGCAGGGCACAAAACUUCCCUUUUGGUAACCAUGUCAAAGGAUUCCAAGGUUAGAGUUUGGGAUACGGCUACAUCAUCUGCUGUUCGAUCUUCAUGCUGUGUGGGAAUGACUUCUCUGUUUGGUACACCUGUGGAUAUGAAAUGCCAUGAAUCACUGCUUUAUGUUGCUGCUGGGUCCUCUGUUGUAACAGUUGAUUUGAGGACAAUGCAAAAAGUUAUCACUGCAGCUAUCUACCAACCUAAAUUGUAUUCAUUCGCAAUUAUGCCUUCAAAAUCCUUAAUCUGCACCGGUGGAAAUGGCAAAGCUAUGCUUUGGGAUAUUAGGAGAAACCAGGAGACACUAAAACCGGAACCAAUAGCCGAGUUGGAUGGACAUACAGGUCCAUUGACGCAUUUGCAUAUGGAUCCAUAUAAAAUAGUUACAAGUGGACCAGCGGAUCCAUACGUCAAUGUUUGGGAAGCUGACACUGGCAUACAAACAAAUUCGUUGAUUUGCUGCCCUCCUGAGGAAGCAGUUGCUAGCUCUGGGUGUUCAGCCAUGGCUGUGAAUGGCACUCAGAUUGUUACUACUACUUCUGGUGAAGAGAACGGAAUUGUUCGCUUCAGGGAUUUCUUUAAUGCAUCUUGUCCUGUUCUGAGACAUGAAGAUGAGCACACUUCCAAGUUUUGGGAUCCACAACCUUAUAGUGAUAGCGGAUAGCUCGAAUGGCUGAAUAAACUCAUCAAUUUAAUUUGACUUUAAAUUUAAUUUGUAUUCAUGUUCCCUUGCAGUCCUGUAACAAUUUAGGUAUCUUGUUGCUUUUUGAACACUAGUGUAUUUGAGUUUGUCUGAUGAAGAUGAACAGGGUUUGGGUUGGUGAGUUAAAAAUAGGAAGGAAAGAUGUUGUAUUUAUUAAAUAGAUAUGAGGUACUGAACAAUGUACAAUGAAGGUGUAUAUUUAUAUGAAAAUGAUCACAUGAUCUUUUCUCUGAAACAAAAAA